UUUAUUUUCCUUCUCCACAGAGCGGCCGCGAUACAGGACGGCGUACGCGUGUGAGGGCUCGACGCUCAACAUGGACUGCGACCCGGGACAUGUGAUCAACCUUAUCCGAGCCAACUACGGCCGCUUCAGCAUCACCAUCUGCAACGAGCAUGGCAACACUGAGUGGUCCGUCAACUGCAUGAGUCCCCGCUCCCACAGAGUCCUCCACGAUAAGUGUAGUCAACGGCAAAACUGCAGCGUCGCGGCGUCCACCAGGGGCUUCGGCGACCCGUGCCCAGGUACACUCAAAUACCUGGAGGCCCACUUCCAAUGCGUACCAGUGAACCCGCCCUCACACACGGCCCGGCCCCGCCCGCCCUGGUUCAUCGCCACCGUCAGCUCCAUCACUGAGGACGACCCACCUCUCCCCUCGCCCCCGGCCAAGGGAGGGGCGGCCGGGGCGGGGGUCGGGACAGGAACAGGCGUCGGGGGUACACAGGCGAACGACGACAGGGACGCAGGUGACAGGGAGAUUGGAGGAGGGCGGAAAGAAGGUGCCGCAGAUGACGAUGAUGAUAGCUCCCUGAACCUCGAGAACAGAGUGAACGGGACGCCCAUCGAGGACCUGCCGCAGACCACGACGUCCACCACCACCACGCUGCGUCCGCCCCCGUGGCUCAUCACCAACACGACGAAGAACACCACCACGUCCACCACCACCACGACCACAACGACGACUACCUCCACCACAGCCAAGCCAGCCUCGUCCUCCACCACGACCACCGCCCAGCCGCAAACGAACUUGGAGGCGCCGUCUGGGUCUGGCGGCGCGGCGGGAGAGCAUGGCGAGGGCGUGAGUGGCGACGAGGCCUCCACCAGUAUAGGCGUCAAGAGUCCUGAGAGCCCCGACAGUGAGCAGUUCCCAACGUCCACAGUCUCCACCACGACCACGUGGGCACCCCGCGCCGAGGUGCCGUCCACGGGCGGCGGCCCCGUGGGCAGCGAGGCGUCGUGGUGUCCGCCCACAUCGGGCCGUGGCCUCACUUGGAACUGGACCCAGGGCGGGGAGACGGCCGUGCAGCCCUGCCCCGGCGGUGCCUCGGGGUGGGCUCGGCGGCCAUGUGACUCCCAGGGGUGGGCGGGCGCGGCAGACUUGAGUGAAUGCCGCAGUAUGUGGCUCUCCACCCUCACCUCGCGGGCCCACACCAACGAUGCCGUCCUGGCCGUGGCCCACGACCUGGCCAGCGUCACGGCCUCGCGGGCACUGUACGGCGGCGACGUGACGGCCACGGCGCGGCUUCUUAACAGCCUGGCGCGGCGCAUGGCCAAUGACGUGAUCGACUUCCCGGACGUGGACCAGCGCGAGGCCAUGGUGACGGAGCUGGUCAACAUCGCCGUGGCCACGGGCUCCAACCUUGUGGGCGGCCAGCAGGCGGCCUGGGCUGACCUUCGGCCGCUGGAGCACCGCGCGGCGGCCACCUCGCUGCUGCUGGGACUGGAGGAGGCGGCGUUCCUUCUGGCCAACAACCUGCACCACGAGAAGACCGUCCGGCACGCCGAGGCCAACAUCCUGCUCCGACUUCAGGUGAUGGAGACCCGCAACGUGGAGUCCGUGACCUUCCCUUCGGCGGGGGAGAUGUGGCUGACGGACAAGCCCACGCCCUCCAGUGACCCCGCCUCCACGCCCACGGGUUACGGCCCCUUCACCACCACGGGGGAGCAGGACGCCUCACAGCCCUACCCGAGUGAAGACAUCCUGCAGGACCUCGACGGGGAGACGUAUAAGAUCCCGCAGGAUACCAUUACGCUUCCCCCUGAGGCCCUACUAGAGAACUCGGAGAACGGGUUGGUCAAGAUGGUGUUCUUCAGCUACGACGGGCUCCACCACCUUCUGCAGCCCGCCCGACGCACCUACACCCCCAGCGAGGCCAACUUCAAGGGUGUGAACGAGACGCGGGUUCUCAACUCUCGCGUGCUCUCCGCCUCGCUCGGGGCAGGACGGCACAUCGAGCUCUCAGAACCCGUCGUGCUUACCUUCGCCAUGCUGAGGACCGUGAAUGUGACCAACCCCGCGUGUGUGUUCUGGGACUACACCACCAGCUCGUGGUCUGAGGAGGGCUGCCGCGUCCUUCGGUACAACACGUCGCACACGAUAUGCCAGUGCGACCACCUCACCAACUUCGCCGUUCUGAUGGACAUCCACGCCACGCCCAUGAGCUACCCGCACCACCUCGCCCUCUCCAUCAUCACCUACGUGGGCUGCGUCAUCUCCAUCGUGUGUCUCCUCCUCGCCACCAUCGUCUUUCACGCCUUCAGGGGCCUCAAGAGCGAUCGCACGACCAUCCAUAAGAACCUGUGCGUGUGCCUGUUGAUCGCGGAGACUGUCUUCUUGGCGGGAAUCAACCAGACGGACAAGCCGGUGGUGUGCGGGGUGGUUGCCGGCCUCCUGCACUUCUUCUUCCUCGCCGCCUUCGUCUGGAUGUUUAUGGAAGGGUUCCAGUUGUACGUGAUGCUGGUGGAGGUGUUCGAGGCGGAGAAACCGAGGGCGCGCUGGUACUACGCCGCCGCCUAUGGGUUCCCGGCGGUGGUGGUGGCUGUGAGUGCCGUGGUGGACCCCUUCAGCUACGGCACCACGGAGGUCUGUUGGCUCCGCACCGACAACUACUUCAUCUUCGCCUUCGUCGGCCCCGUCAUCGCUGUCAUCAUUGCCAACUCUGUGUUCCUGAGCAUGUCCCUCUUCAUCAUGUGUCGCCACGCCAACCUCUCCAGCUCGCUCAAGAACAAGGAACACACCAAGCUGGCCUCCGUCAGAGGAAGACACGAGAAUGCCCUCUUCGCCAAAAUCAAGAACCAUGUGACGUGGGUUCGAGGCGCCGUGGUGUUCAUGUUCCUGCUGAGCCUCACGUGGGCCUUCGGGUUGCUGUACCUCAACCACGCGUCCAUGGUGAUGGCCUACGUCUUCACAAUCUUCAACUCACUGCAGGGAAUCUUCAUCUUCAUCUUCCACUGCAUCCAGAACGACAAGGUGAAGAAGGAGUUGCGUAGGGCAGGGCGACGCCACCCAUGGCUGCGGGCGUGUCUCUGUGCCGCCGCCGACCGCUCUCAGGCCAGCAAGGACACCCGCUCCUCCUCCCACAAUGUCGGCUCCCACUCACAGCCCAACUCGCACGCCUCUCACACACUUGUGCCACGACUGACAACCGGUCGUUGGACACGGGGGGGCAGCAAGGGCAGCACGACAACCUCAUCCUCCCAGGCGGGGGCAGUGCCCCAGGCGCCAGCCACUGCGGGGCCACUAAGGGCGGGCUCCCUCUCCCGGGGCUCAGUGUCCCGGGGAUCCCUCUCCCGCACCCCUCAGAGGAGCAGCAGCGGCCGCUUGGCUCGCCACCACCACACUCUUCAUGCUCGCACCGCAGCACACGACCACGAAGAUGAGAAGUACUCGUUUAAGUCCUGUGGCCGAGACAGUGGACACGGAGGCUCGGAGCAGGAAGACUCUCCUCGCACCGGCCCCACCCCAAAGCUCUCCUCCCUCCGCCUCAACAACAACGUGGUGCCACACCUCACCCAAGACCACCUCGUUAACCCCUUCUCCACCGCCAACUCCUCCACCACCCCGGCUGGUGACAGCAUCAAUGGCAAUGGCCACAACCAGCCUACUUCUGGACCUGAGGCACUGCUGCCUGACUACCACCUGGCAGGAGAUGCCCCCACCCUGCGGCUGCCCUGCUCCACCACCGCCUCCCGUGGCCACCGCACCCACUCUCCUUGGAACCACACCUACACUGAGAUCCCUGACGGUGUGGCCGCUGCCCGCCAGGCCCCGUUGGAAAACGGGUCAGACCCUGUCUAUGAGGAGAUCGAGCGAGAGGGACGGUCAGAGCUGCAGGUGAGCGACUUGAGCGAUGAGGACGGGCGCCGCCACAGCUCAGACAUCUCCCGCCAGUCAUCCCGCAGCUACGGGGACCACCGGCCGCUGCUGCCCUACACCCUCCCUGACCGACACUCGGCCCCACACCAACACCAGCCCCAAUACGACCCCCGUCUCAAGGGCCGUAUGCGCCACCAGGACAUCAUGGACAACCCCCACAACCACACCCUCCCCGGCAACCGUCUGGGACUGGGGGGACAGCUGGACCACACCAUAGUCAGUCCCGGCCACAUCCUUCCCAUGACCCACGCUGCCGUCACCUCAGCUCACGCAAUCCCUCACGGAAAUGGCCACAUUGCCUCCCACCAGUACAUGGAUGGCGGGCCCCACUUAGUGAACAGUGGACAGCUGAUUGACUCGGUCCCUCAGUACAGCCAGGCCAUGCUGGCCACUCUGGGACACUCCCUUCCCGUGGUUCACCCCCUCAGCGAACCAAACCUACGUAACUGGGAGGCAGCACAGAGGCAUCGGGACCUGCAGCAGCUGCAGCAGUUGGGUGAAAUGACAGUAGCGGUGCUAAGUGGUGAGCAGGUGGUGUGCAAGCUGAAGCCUCCGCUGGCUCCCAUUGACGAGAACACAGGGACCGCCCAGGUGGAGCGACACCCUCCUCCCCCAACGUACAGCCACUGCUAGGGCCUCUGUAUAGUCAUAGUGAUGUACAUAUGUGUAUAGUGCUUUAAAACCCAUUAAAGGCCUUUAUGCUUCAUGAAUGUAGGUGUGUGCAAGUGACAAAUCAUACUCAUGAUAAUCAUUACAGUGGAUAAUUUACAUUUAGAUAUCGAUAAUCAUGUGGAUCUGAGUGUUGCAAAUUCCCUCGAGGACACAGCGUGUGUGCGUGACUUGAGCGAGGAGCCGCGAGCCCACCACCCUAGUCAGACCUUCAGCAGGAGGACUCCACCACCAAGCACAAGGGAAGAUAAGGAAAAUGCCAAGAUUUUUCUGCACCUUUUGACGAGGGUUGUGAUAAGCCCUUCUCAUGUAAAUAGUAGAACAGUCUCAAAAAGUGUCCAGAAAACCUUUGUAAAGUUAUAAACAUGGAAUGUAAUAACAAAUGACUAUGGUUGUGAGGAUUUGCCAAGAUCCUGCCAGUGACUCCUCCUGCUGGAGAGCCAACCUACCAGGAACACUGUGGACCGGAGACCUGAAGUGGGUGGCAGUGGUUCCUUUGCGUGGAUGUAUUUAUUGCACAUUUUAUGAAAGUAAUGUUGUAGAUAGGCACAGUAAGGACACUAAAGUAAACAGUAAAAUUAUUGAUCAAGUUUCUCUUGGUGAUGAUUGGAGCAAGUGUAAGGAAUUCAGUUCUGAGGCAACACAGUAAAGCAGUGAUGCGGCUGAGCACAUUAUUAGACUUGGUUUUCCGAUAUUUUGAGUUUGCAAGGAAUAAAUCAUCCAAGUUCAGGCAUUUGGGGGCAUCCCGAUACCAUUCAGAUAUCAACAAACUUUACUGUCCACAAGAAACUGAUCACAAAACCUUUGAUAGCAAGGUUUUUGUUGUUUUGUGCUUUUUAUUAUUUUUUUACCUGUAAGUGUAAAACAAUGUGAUAAAGAGUGGGAGAAGAAUAGCUUGGCACCAAACUCCUGAGCUCGGUGUGACUUAGGCCGUGCGUCCAUCCCCACACCCAUGAUUUGCUGCCCAACCCAGCAACAUUCUCAAGGAUCUGUCAUGUUCAUGAAUCCUAACAGUGCUUGUAUUUUGCUUCUCAGUUGUGCAGUUUUCUUUCAUAAGUGUUCUCAUUUUUUUUAUUCUAACAUUACCUAAAAAACAUAAUUUGUAAUGUAGAUGUCACUCCUUAGGCAUAUGUUGUUACUGUCUUGCUUUGUUUCCUAUUUUUUACUGGCACUUGUCGCUUACAGAGUUGUAGCAAUAAUGUGUUUCCUCACUCACGCAGAGACCCACCACCACCACCACCACCUGAUGUGAGGUUCUUGCUCUAGGUUCAAGUAUCAACAGUACUUUAGUUAGUCAGCCAUAAGUGUUCUGUUGAUAUAUGAUGAAGAGUAUCAGAGAUGGCAACAAAAUCAAUAGGUUUAACAUGUAAUAAACUGAAAUUACCUGGUGACCAAUUCGAUGGGACUUUGGUAUACGAAUCAAACACACACACACACACACACACACACACACACACACCUAACCUGGAACAGACUAAGUGAGGAUGUAGUAUCGGCGAAGAGUGUGCAAAACUUUAAGAAAUUGGACAAAUACAGAUACGGAGACGGGACCACACGAGCGUAAGCCCAGGCCCUGUAAAACUACACACACACACACAAACACAGAUUCAGUUUCAUAGUUUUGUUCCUAAUCAAGCGUUAUGAGGUCUAAUUUUGCGCGUGUAGCCACAAGAGGAACUGGAAAUCCCGGAUGCUGAGUGUGUCCACCGUCUAACUUACAGUAAAGCAAAACUUCCACUGGCUUACAUAUAUCUGUGCCUCUCAUGUGUAGUCAUUGUAUAGACUCAACUCUGUUUUGUAAUAUUUUGUAUGUAAACUGUGAUACAUGUAUUAAAUGAACAAGAAUCUAUCGCCAAAUUGAUAUCAAAUAAAUUAUUGUGAAAUG
Molecule: messenger RNA, 6464 nt
Organism: Eriocheir sinensis (Chinese mitten crab)
Lineage: Eukaryota; Metazoa; Arthropoda; Malacostraca; Decapoda; Varunidae
Product: adhesion G protein-coupled receptor L2-like
Exons: 15
Coding region: 71-4543 (1490 amino acids)
Biological process (GO): adenylate cyclase-activating G protein-coupled receptor signaling pathway; cell surface receptor signaling pathway
Cellular component (GO): membrane
Molecular function (GO): carbohydrate binding; G protein-coupled receptor activity
Source: RefSeq, a predicted model, not a curated record